UGCGAUACAGAGCAAGACAAAAGCUGCACUCAAACCAAUAGAAUAACGAUCCCUAUGUAAUUUAAGCAUCCAUGCCGCUCCUUUUUUCAUACAAGCAAAAAACCUAAGGAAAAUGGAGGUCGAGAAGGGCAGAGGAGGCCAUGUCCUGGUUCUUCCCUACCCAACUCAAGGCCACAUAAACCCCAUGCUCCAGUUUUCUCGACGCCUCACACACAAGGGCCUCAGGGUCACCCUGGUCAUCACCAUCCAAAACCUCCAGGAAAUGCGCGCAUCGAACCCCUCUGACCCGGCCUUUCUCGACAUCGAACACAUCUCUGAUGGCUUCGAUGAUGGCUUGCCCGUGGAUUUUAAGCUGGAUACUUAUGUUGACAGCCUUAAACGUGUCGGGUCCCAGACACUUGACAGUCUCCUUACUCGACUCGGUGCCGAGGGUGUUCGACCUCUCUGCGUCAUCUACGACUCGUUCCUUCCUUGGGCCCUAGAUGUUGCACAUGCCCAUGGCAUCCUGGGGGCUGCCUUCCACACACAGUCCAUUGCAAUUAAUACACUGUAUCUACUCCACCAUGACAAAUUCUCAGAUAAGAAAACAGACAUCACGACGCCUAUUUCUGUUCCUGGGAUGCCCAUUUUGGAGUCUUCGGAUCUCCCCUCCUACAUGUCGGAGCCCGAACUCUAUCCGGCCUACUUAAAAAUGGUGGUGCUGGACCAGUUAAGUAACAUGGAUCAAGCUGAUUUUGUUCUAGCGAACUCGUUUGAUAGCUUGGAGGGAGAAUUGAGCAGAGAAUUGGCCAAGGCAUUUCCCCUAAAGAUGAUCGGGCCGGCAGUCCCGUCCGUGUAUCUGGACAACAUGAUUGCAGACGAUAAAGGCUCCGAUGCCGAUCUAUACAAGGCGGUAAAUUGCCUGGGUUGGCUCGACGAGAGGCCGGUCCGGUCCACGGUAUAUGUUUCAUUUGGGAGCUUGGUGGGCAUGCCUAAGGAGCAGAUGGAGGAGAUUGCUUGGGGUCUGCAUGCGAGCAAGAGGUUUUUCGUAUGGGUGGUUAGGACUCUGCCGAGACAUCUAGAGGGCCGGAAUCUGCUGCCUAAGGGAUUCUCUGAAGCCACCAAAGAUCGAGGACUCGUUGUUUCUUGGUGCCCCCAGCUUGAGGUGCUAUCUCACAGAGCAGUUGCCUGUUUCUGGACUCACUGUGGUUGGAACUCGACCCUCGAGGGGCUAAGCCUCGGGGUGCCAAUGGUGGCGAUGCCACAAUGGACGGACCAACUGACAAAUGCAAAGUUUGUGUCGGAUGUUUGGCGGGUCGGCAUGCGCCCGAAAGCGGAUAACAGAGGGAUUGUUGGCAGAGAAGAGGUGGAGAGGUGUUUGAGAGAGGCCAUGGAAGGGGAGACAGCAGCUGAAAUGAGGAGGAAUGCAGAGAGGUGGAGCGAGCUGGCUAAGGAGGCUCUGGAUGAGGGGGGUAGCUCAGAUAGGAAUAUCAAUGAAUUUGUCGCUACUGUGUGCUUUAGACAAGUAAGACACUCGUGUUGUAUCGGUCAUUAACAAAGAGGACUCGGGUCGGGUCGGGACUAAUCAGUGUCUUGAGCCUGAGUCGAGGCCAUGGAUGAGGGAGGUUGUUCAUAUCAAUGAAUUUGUGGGUAGUGUCUCAAAG
Amborella trichopoda is the source of this 1643-nucleotide messenger RNA. RefSeq lists its product as uncharacterized. The record is from RefSeq and is a predicted model, not a curated record. NCBI's taxonomy places the organism in Eukaryota, Viridiplantae, Streptophyta, Magnoliopsida, Amborellales, Amborellaceae. Gene Ontology annotation, molecular function: quercetin 7-O-glucosyltransferase activity; quercetin 3-O-glucosyltransferase activity.